Umbelopsis ramanniana AG is the source of this 668-nucleotide messenger RNA. RefSeq lists its product as uncharacterized. The record is from RefSeq and is a predicted model, not a curated record. NCBI's taxonomy places the organism in Eukaryota, Fungi, Mucoromycota, Umbelopsidomycetes, Umbelopsidales, Umbelopsidaceae. Gene Ontology annotation, cellular component: cytosol. The transcript is spliced from 6 exons. Bases 57 to 521 code for a protein of 154 amino acids.
CUCCACACUUGCGGCCAUUUCAGUUCUCUUUCUCUCCUUUGCACACUUUCUCCGCAAUGGCGUCUUCACCUAAUUCUAAACUGCUUUCAAGCAUGUUCAUGCCUGAACUCCAACGCCAAUUGGCAGACGAUCAGUCCUUGUGGCCAAACAUUAAAGGCCUCUUCGUAAUUACUGUUAAUAAGAGGAAGAAGCCCCAGGCCAAGUGGUGUUUGCUCUUCCAAGGUAAUCAGGUCGAGCCAAUCAUAACCAUGGAUGCCGAAAUGGCCAAGGAAAAGGCCAAAGCUGCCAGAGCACGCACCGUUCGCAUUACCAUUGAUGACAGCGACCUCGUCAACUUUGUCACCGGCGGCUUGACUGGCGUGCGCGCUUACAUGUCUGGCAAGAUCAAAGUCAGAGGCGACUUGAUGCUGGCGCAAAAGCUGGAAGAGGUAUUUAACAAAACGGGAGGUCAAGAAAGAGCCUUAGAGUUUUUGAAGCAAAAUGAAAAGGAAGUCGCUGCCAUCACAAAAGCAAAGCUGUAAAGGCGCAUGGUUUCAAUGAAACAAAAACACACACGGCUAUCUAUGGCAUUCUGCUUUUGACUACCACCAAUUCCUUUCGCUGGUUUCAUUAGCGACCAUGUCUAUAUUCCCUCAGCGAUUUACAUGGAAUAAACGCUUGUUUUCGAG